This is a messenger RNA of Gekko japonicus, 1568 nucleotides long. It is a transcript of the gene LRATD1, whose product is annotated as family with sequence similarity 84 member A. The record is from RefSeq and is a predicted model, not a curated record. The coding region runs from base 254 to 1144 and encodes 296 amino acids. The transcript has 2 exons. NCBI's taxonomy places the organism in Eukaryota, Metazoa, Chordata, Lepidosauria, Squamata, Gekkonidae.
CAGAGCCGAGCGGGACCGUCCAGGUGGAGGAGCGCCAGGUGGAGGUGGAUGCGGCGCGCGUGCCAGACGGAGCCGGCAGCGCCCGCGCUUAGACGGCGGUGGCUGCUGCAGCUGCGGUCGCCGCGGAGGACCGGACUGCGCCCCUCCGCAGCCCCCAUGGCGGCCAGGCGACUUUAGAGGAGUUCGGGGGCUUCGUCAGGAUCUGGGCGAUUCCGGAUCCGGCGAUCCCUGCUCUCGCCUCGCCCUGUCAUUGAUGGGAAAUCAACUGGAUCGCAUCACCCACCUGAAUUACAGCGAGCUGCCGACCGGGGACCCCUCGGGGAUCGAGAAGGACGAGCUGCGCGUCGGGGUUGCGUACUUCUUCUCGGAUGAGGAGGAGGAUCUGGACGAGCGAGGGCCGGCGGACAAGUACGGCGUGAAGGGCUCCGGCAGCCCGGCCCCCGAGACUCCCACCCAUCACCACCACCACCACCACCACCCGCCGCAGCUGGUGCUCAGCGAGCCCCAGUUCUCCGCCUUCCGCGGCCAGGAAUGCAUCUUCUCCAAAGUCAGCGGCGACCCCCAGGCGGGGGACCUGAGCGUCUACCCGGUCUCGGCCCUGCCGGCCUUGUGCAAGCCGGGAGACCUGCUGGAGCUUUUCUACCUGGGGCCCUCGGACCAUCCGCCGCCGCCCCCUCACUGGGCAGUCUAUGUGGGCAGCGGCCAGAUCAUCCACCUGCACCAGGGCCAGAUUCGCCAGGACAGCUUGUACGAGGCGGCGGCGGGGGGCAACGUGGGCCGGGUGGUGAGUAGCUGGUACCGCUACCGCCCCCUGGUGGCGGAGCUGGUGGUGCAGAACGCCUGCGGCCACCUGGGCUUAAAGAGCCCCGAGAUCUGCUGGACGAACUCGGAGAGCUUCGCCGCUUGGUGCCGCUUCGGCAAGAGGGAGUUCAAAGCCGGCGGCGAGCUCCAGCCGGCCUCGGGCUCUCAGCCCCAGCAGCAAUACUAUCUCAAGAUCCACCUGGCAGACGACAAGGUGCACACGGUGCGCUUCCAGAGCCUGGAGGACCUAAUCAGGGAGAAGCGCAGGAUCGACGCCAGCAGCAAACUGAGGGUGAUCCAAGAGCUGGCCCUCGUGGAUGACAAGGAGUCAGCACUACAAUAAAAUACUAGUACUACUACUAAUUUUUUUUUUAAAAAGCUGAGCCCGACGAGAAAGGGGAGGAGGAGGAGGGCGAGAGACCAGCUCUGGCCCGGCCGGCCGGCGUGCACAAGCAGCAGCCCUCCUCCCGGACUCGCCGCCCCACGUGGCGGGCUGCUCCCUCUCCCCCCCCUCCCCGCCGCUCAUUUCCCCCUUGGGGAAACCAUGGCAACAUUCCAAACGAAACCAGCAUUGUUCCUCCCCUUCCCAUUGGCCAGUGUUUGGUUCGCCUCCAGCUAAUCAUCGUCCUAAGAGCCGAGGCGGGGGUGGGGGGCGCGGUCGUGGAGCGGAGGGGAGGAGCCAGGCCUCUGGACCCGAGCCUCUCCCGGCAGCCGCUGUUGUUGGCCCGACUUCCCGGCGUGCUUAAUAAAAUAUCAAAGCGAUUUUC